This is a messenger RNA of Drosophila subpulchrella, 606 nucleotides long. RefSeq names its product collagen alpha-2(I) chain-like. The coding region runs from base 1 to 606 and encodes 201 amino acids. The record is from RefSeq and is a predicted model, not a curated record. The transcript has a single exon. Lineage: Eukaryota; Metazoa; Arthropoda; Insecta; Diptera; Drosophilidae.
AUGGAGGCCGGUCCGGCCACCCACACCACGAUAUAUCGAGCCACAGCGGCCGGAGGAGCACACGCCGAGCGAAGAGGCGACCGCGCAGCCGAUGCCACAACCACAGAAGGAGGAAGUCCACCAGGCACGGGCGGAGGAGCCGUCGGUGGUGCGGACGGAGGUGCCGGACGCGCACGUGAGCCAGAGCACACGGGCGUUCGUGGCCGAGGGCGUGCGUUGGCGGCAGCAGACGCUGGUAUGGACGUGGCCCGAGGGGCCCGCGGCAGGACCGACGAAGGAGGAGCCCAGGAUAUGGGAGGAGGGGGUACCCAAGGUCAACCCUCGGGACCCCCGGACAAGAAGCCGACAGGAUGCGUGGGUCCCGCCGACACCAAGCACGGGCCCGCCAACACCGGCGACGACGGCAACGACGGGGGAGGCAGAGUCGCUGGAGAAGGGACCGUGGGUGUGGCCCGAGCCACCGGCCACCCAAAGACCUCCGUUUCAGCGGCAAGUUUCGACGCCCGGAUCGACGCGCCCGCGGCCGCAGUUCAUGCGGCAAGUGUCGGCCCCGUAAGAAGGCGGUUGGCGCGAGGUUGCCAGGAGCGAGUGGCCGGAGGGGAUUGA